AUGAAUGUGUGGAAAUCUCACCCCUGUCUUGACUUCAAUUAUGAUACAUUUUCAUCAAUAUUAGAGUCAGAUCAUGAUGGAACGAUGAUUGAUUUCACUGACUUUAUCAACCAAGUUUUAAUACGCCGCAAUAACUUUAAGAUUGCUAAGCUUUCCUUCCAUUGUCGUUACGAAAUUCGGCAUAGUACAGUAGAAUCUUUGAUAUAUUAUGCAAUUAAACAUAAUGUGGAAGACAUUUAUAUAAAUGCUUCUUGUGAUAGCCUAAUUGUGUUGCCUCGCUGUUUCUUUAAUUGCGAAUCACUUAGAAGUCUAAAAUUCUAUGUUCAUGACUACGGCUUAGCUUUGCCAGAAUCGUUGGGGUUGCCGUCUUUGAAGACAUUGCAUCUCGGUGGGGUUAGAAAUUGUGAUGGGAAGAUUUUCACUAGUUGCCCGAAUCUUGAAGAUCUGAUGAUUAAAGAUAUAUGCCUUGCAUUAAUGGGUCAAUGCAAGGUUAUAAUUUAUGCUCCUAAGCUUACCAAUUUCAAGUUUGAUGGGAAAGAUCCUUUAGUGUGGUCUGAGGUGAAUCUUAGCUCUUUAGAUGAUGUAAAUGUAGACUUGCAGAAAGACCUUGAUCUUUAUUUUGUAGAUGACGAUGAAUUCGAGCAGGAGCGUAAUUUGAAAAUUCUCAAUCUCAUCAAGAUGCUAAAUGAAUUCCACAAUACAAGAUCUUUGACGUUAUCCAUGAAUACCAUUGAGGCUCUUUCCAAGGUUCCUGCUGCUCUAAAUGAACAUACUUCUCCAUUUACUAAUUUGAAGUAUCUAAAGUUGGAAACUGAUGGCAAGGAGGUUGCUGUACCUGCCAAUAUCUUGAAUUACUUUCUUCAGAGCUAUUCUUUGCUGAAAGCACAAACCCACGCAGUUGUGAAGUUAAAUGAUAUGGAGGCAGUUAUCCAUUACCCUUGGCAUGUGGAUGCCUUUCAAGUUCUUACAAGCCCUUUGGGGUUAAGUUUCCAACAAAGAACCUUUGCUGCUCCUAACACAUUGGUGAGAGAGAUGGCAAGGAGGCAGCUGUUGUUGCUGUUAAAACCUUUUGAUGUGUACCCAGUUGGCCAAUCAAACGGUGACUCACUCAGCAUCGACUUCAGGAUUGUGUUGACUCAAGAGUGGAGAAUGAGAAAAUUGCAGGUGAAUGCCCUUGUGUCAAGUAGCAUGUUGCGCAGGUCAUUGUUCUCUAAUGGUGCUAUAGAUGUUUUAGCACGUUUAUAUCAGUCACAAGAUUUCCAAAUGACGCUCAAUCUGAACGUUUUGACGAUAAAAAGAGAGCAUGUGAAAAGACCUCGAAAUGGUUUUGACAUUUUAGCUCAGGAGGGAGAACUCAUAAAUAUUCUUUAUGUUUCGAUUUGA
Messenger RNA from Dovyalis caffra, 1383 nucleotides. The record is from the annotation of a GenBank genome assembly. NCBI's taxonomy places the organism in Eukaryota, Viridiplantae, Streptophyta, Magnoliopsida, Malpighiales, Salicaceae.